Phyllostomus discolor (pale spear-nosed bat) is the source of this 4576-nucleotide messenger RNA. RefSeq names its product tight junction associated protein 1 (gene TJAP1). Gene Ontology annotation, cellular component: trans-Golgi network. The transcript has 10 exons. The coding region runs from base 2180 to 3859 and encodes 559 amino acids. NCBI's taxonomy places the organism in Eukaryota, Metazoa, Chordata, Mammalia, Chiroptera, Phyllostomidae. The record is from RefSeq and is a predicted model, not a curated record. Gene Ontology annotation, biological process: Golgi organization.
CCGUCACAGUGGUUCUGUGUCGUUGGGCUGGGAGGGACAAGGCACUGGGGCUGUCUCCUUGCACGGUGUGGGAAUGUGUAAAUAUGGGAGCUGGUAGAUGCUAGUCAGACAUUGAGGGGCUCAGAGUAUGGAGUGAGCAAGCUGGAGGGGUUUGUGGCUUGGCCCUGACCAGAAAACCUGAAGGAGACCGGAGGGGAGCCGGAGUUCAGGGCCGCCUCUCACUUUGCUUUUCCAGCUAUCCAGCUUAGGAGCGGGCAUUGGGACUACUGUCAAGUGCUGGUUAUGAUCUUGGUGGGGGCGGGGGGUUGGCCCUCCCUUUAUGAGGGGAGGUUUGGUUUGCUAGGACCAUCAUCAGUAGUCUUUAGCCCCUUUAGUCCCAUCUAGUGUUUGCUUGGAUGAAGUCAGGUGAUAGAUUUGAGGUAUUUGCUCAGGUGGGGAGCCAGGUGAGCACUCCAGGUCACCAGCGCUAGUUCUGAGUCCUCAGGAUUACUCUGUGGCAGAAAAAUACCCACCCCUAUUGGCUUUUGAAAACCUGUCAAUCUGUUCUGCUUGGAGCAGGCAAAAGGCCAGGUCAGGGCCACAAGCAGCUUGUCCCAAGCGGGUGAGGUUGUACUUGCCCAGAGGGGUGGCAGGCUUGGCUGUUGGAGGGGCAGCAGGGCUGGUCUGGGCACAGACUGGCAUCUUCCAGCCUAGUCAUGAGCCCAGAGCAGAGCCUGCCCAGACCCCACCCUGUGAGCAGCUGGCUGCUUGCCUGCCACGCGCCCAGGAUUGCUGAGGGCUUUGCUCAUGUAUCUCAGGAACAGCUGCAUGCCGGAAACUGGGGGCUGGCUGCAAGCGGGAGGGACACCCGGGGGUUGUGUGGGAAGGCUGAGCCCCAACAGCUCUGGUAGGGUCCACUCACUGUGCUGGAGGACUGUUCUGCUGUUCACUGACAGUCAGGUGGAGAGGGGCCCCUGCUGAGUCACCUGGUUACAGGGCCAGGCCUUGCAGGGCGGUAGUUUGUGUGUUUGCACCUUGGUUGGAGGUAGAGCCUGGAUUUCAAGGGCUUGAGGUGCAGCUUCCUCCAUGCUUGCAGAGUUCAGAGACUACAUACCGCUGAGGACAGUAGCUUUCAGCUGAGGGCAAUUCCCACGGAAGAGGCACUGGUCCCAGUGUGAUCAGACAUUCAUUUUUUUUAACAGUUGCUUAGGGGCUUAAGAAAGGGCCUGUAUUUAUUUUUAUUGUUUAUAUCUUGCUGGGUUUCAAGAGAAUUAAGGCAGCAUAUAGCACAGCUGGGGUAUUCUGAAGACGGGCUGGUUUUCCUGUCACUUCAAAAGCAGUAGUGAUUGCUGACUCUGAGUUUUCUUGAGUGCAUUAUGAAGCGCUUUAAUGAUUUUGGUGGUAAUGUAUUGGCCCUUCAUGAUUGAGAAGAUUGGGUUCAUUGACCCCUCAAGUGCCCCACUUGCCUGAAUUAGUGACAGCUGUGAGCAGAAAGGCACAUCAUUAGGAUGGGAAAUGGCCUGAGCCCAGGUAAACUGUUGGUGCUGUGCUUUCCUGAAGAGAGCAGGGGUGGUGUGGUGAGCAGGGUGGCAUUCAGACUUUCUAGGGCAGGGCAGUGGAAUGAAGUGGUAGAGCAGAACUUGGAAGCUAGAGGAGAUAUCCCAUGGGGGAAGGCAGAAGUUUAAAAAGCCAAAAAACCACACCCAUUUUGGAUUUAGUCCAGUUUCCCUCUGCUGGGCCAGUGUUGAGGAGGUGGCCUCUGAACCCUCAGAGGGAUGCUUGGACUGCCCUUCCUCUCCUGCACCUUUAACUUUGCCCUGCGCCUUGGGCAAACCCACAGAAAAGAUGACAGAAGGAACUGAGAGGGUGUCCUUGGCUCUUGAGCUUGAAUGUUUUUGCUGUUGCUGUGGGUUUGCUGGGAGUAGAAGGAAAGUAGUGGUUUGAAGAGGAUGAGGAUUCUGAAAAGUUUUCUCCUUGUGCUACUCCAUCUCUGGUAACAGUGAUUCCCGACCACAGUGGAAGCCCCUGGUCACGCACACAUGCUUCAUAUCCACAGAAAGGAGCAGUUUCAGAAGCUGUUGGCUAGAGGAGGAAGUGGAGGGGCCGUGGGAUGUGGAGAGCCAAGGGCUAACUCCCGGACGGCGGAACAGAGCGAGCUGCCGACAGACAGACGCAGGUCACGGAGCCCUCACCUCCCAGAAUGACCAGUGCAGCCCCUGCUAAGAAACCCUACCGUAAGGCACCACCCGAACAUCGGGAGCUACGCCUGGAAGUUCCUGGAUCCCAGCUGGAGCAGGAGGAAUCCCUGACUGACGCAGAGAGGAUGAAGCUCUUGCAACAGGAGAAUGAGGAGCUUCGCAGGCGCCUGGCCUUGGCCACCAGGCGCACUGAGGCCCUGGAGCGCGAGCUGGAAAUCGGGCAGGACUGCCUGGAGCUGGAGCUGGGCCAGAGCCGUGAGGAGCUGGACAAAUUUAAGGACAAGUUCCGUAGGCUGCAGAACAGCUACACCGCUUCCCAGAGGACCAACCAGGAGCUGGAGGACAAGCUGCACACGCUGGCCUCUCUUAGCCACAGCUGGAUUUUCGCAAUCAAGAAGGCUGAGAUGGACAGGAAGACACUGGACUGGGAGAUUGUAGAGCUGACCAACAAGCUGCUGGAUGCCAAGAACACCAUCAAUAAGCUGGAGGAGCUCAAUGAACGGUACCGGUUGGACUGCAACCUGGCUGUGCAGCUCCUCAAGUGCAACAAAUCCCACUUCCGUAACCACAAGUUUGCUGAUCUGCCCUGCGAGCUACAGGACAUGGUUCGGAAACAUCUGCAUAGUGAGCAAGAGGCCACCAGCCCAGGCCCUGCCCCCUGCCUGGCAUCAGGGGCUGUGGUACCCACCUCGGUCAUUGCCCGGGUGUUGGAGAAGCCAGAGUCUUUACUGCUCAAUUCGGCCCAGUCGGGCAAUGCCGGGCACCCCUUGGCUGAGGAUGUCUUUGUGCACGUAGACAUGAGUGGGGGUGCCCCAGGUGACCCAGCCAGCCUCCCAGCCCCUGGCAGUCCCACCCCCCAACCCAAUGGGGAGUGCCACUCUCUGAGUGCUGCUGGGGGCUCCCCAGAGGAUGACCUGCCUCUGCCAGCCUGGGAGAAGCUGAGCCCCUACCCCACCCCGUCUCCACCACACCCUCUGUAUCCUGGCCGAAAGGUCAUCGAGUUCUCUGAGGAUAAAGUGCGAAUCCCCCGCAACAGCCCCCUGCCCAACUGCACUUAUGCCACCCGCCAGGCCAUUUCCCUGAGCCUGGUGGAGGAGGGGAGUGAGCGAGCCCGACCCAGCCCAGCGCCCAGCAGCCCUGCCUCUGCCCAGGCCUCCCCGCAUCACCGGCCCGGCCCGGCCCCCCUGACACUCAGUGCUCCUGUCAGCUCUGCCAGCUCUGAAGAGGACCUACUGGCCAGUUGGCAGCGAGCAUUUGUGGACCGCAUUCCGCCACCGGCCACUGCGGCCCAGCGCACAGCCUUUGGACAUGAUGAACUGCCGGAGCUGCAGCACCAUUUUGCUCUUAACUCCACGGACAGAGACGAGGAGGUUCAGGUACCUUCCUCCCCAUCCUGUGAGAGUGGGCUUCUGCUGCCAACAGAACCUGACUCUGGCCUGCCCAGGGAGGAAGAAGAGGAAGAGCUGAACCUGCCUGUCAGCCCCGAGGAAGAACAACAGAGCCUGCUGCCCAGUGAUAGCAGCACAGACAAAGGGCCUGGUACUUCCCACACUGAGGGCAGGAGCUGGGCACUCCCCGGCUCCAGUCGCCCCCAGCGCAGCCCCAAGAGGAUGGGGGUACACCACCUGCACCGUAAGGACAGCCUGACCCAGGCCCAGGAGCAGGGCAACCUGCUCAACUAGCGCUCCUGCCUGCCUUCCUGCCACUGCUGCACUGGGACUGCGGGGGGCCUGUACCCUUGUGGCUCGAGGUCCCCUACCCAGCCCAGGCCCUUGAACUUCCCUCCCUCUAGGCCUACACAGCUCUGUUCCUGGUGCGGUUGGGUCAGGCGGUGGGUCACACCAGGCCUUCCAGCUGCAUUGACUGACUGCCACCAACUUGCCUCAUGGGUUUUCCCCCUUAAGAUAUUUAUUCUCCAAAGGUAACAUGCAGCUGGGCUCAAGACCUUUCUUCAAAUCAGUCCAGCCCCAGUUGGGCUUCUGGGGAGCUGAGGGUUCAUCACAUUGGUGUUUGUCCUCCAUCAUCCUUCCAUAGCCAUUGGGGGUUUUGUGGGGAGGGGAGGGGGUGUCUUUGGGAUUAGUAACCUCUAAUUUCUGUUUUCAAUUAACCUUUCUGUUUUCUGUUUCCCCCCUCCCCAAACCCUCUGCACAAGCUGUUGCCUUCAGGGGGCCUGGCCCAGCAGGCCCUCCAGGGAGAGGGAGAGGGCUGACUCAGGGCUCUCUUCAGCUGUCUCUUCCUCUGGAAGCAAGUAUGGGGUGGGACUCGGGGCCUCAGGCUGGGCUCCAGGUGAGGCCUGGCCCCCCUCCCAACCUUGGCUCUAGACUGUUACUCCCAGCCUUGGGAAAUUUUCACAUUGAUGACUAUUUUAAAAUUAAAUAAAACUAUUUUACUGGUAUGGA